AUGGGCCCCUGUACCGCCUCCUCAUGCUGCUGCCAGGCCCGUAAUCUGCCAUGGGCCCCGUUACCGACUCCUCAUGCUGCUGCCAGGCCCGUAAUCUGUCAUGGGCCCCUGUACCGCCUCCUCAUGCUGCUGCCAGGUCCAGAGUGUGUCAUGGGUCCCUGUACGGCCUCCCAUUGCUGCUGUCUCCAUCGCCACACUCUGCCAUGUGCCACUUUCAGGUCUCCUCACACUGCUGGUGGGUUCCAUUUUUUCAUAGGGUGCUGUAUGGCCUCCCAUUGCUGCUGCCUUCCACCGCCACACUGUGGCUCCACACUCUGGUUUUGGCCCCGUGACUGCCCAAAUGAGUGAAGUGUGCGGUGAUUCUAAGAUCGACGGCACUCAUCUGCAUGUCAUACUGACUGACAGUAUUAUUUCUCUUCCCCAGCAGACUCCAAGGGCAUUUAAAUUAAAGGUACAGUGUUCUGCACUAAUAUAA
Messenger RNA from Staurois parvus, 475 nucleotides. NCBI's taxonomy places the organism in Eukaryota, Metazoa, Chordata, Amphibia, Anura, Ranidae. The record is from the annotation of a GenBank genome assembly.